UAUUAUCAGUGUUAAUCAGUUUAUCAUGUGUAUCAAAUGAUCGUACAAAUUAAUGUCCAUUUUGAUUGGCUAUAACACGAUCCCCAAUUUAUAGUACUAACGGCGCCCCAAACAGCGAUAGUAAAUUCUCUGAGCCUCAUAAACACAAAAAAACUGAUAUGCUAGUUCGUAGUGUUUUUAGUGUGUACCAUAGAACUUUUCCUAUUAGUUAACAAAAAACCACCAUUUUUUCGAACGAUCUUAACAAACUUAAUUCACGAUCGUUUUGUAAGAUCGCCAGUUUACAUCGAUUUCCAUUUCUUCGAAUCGUAGAUUGCUCUUAUUAAAAAAACCAGUUAUUAAAGGAACUUAGUAACAUCAUAAAUCUGAGCCAUCGCACGGUUUUACAACAAAAAGCCAACUCGGUUAUAGACUUCAACAUUACUUCUCACUCACUUUUUCGGGAAACUAGUUACUUUUCCUUUAUAGAUCGCUUGAAGAUGCCUCAAAAGACAGACGACAUCGGCACGUCGAAUGUAAACAACUCUAUGACAAAUGGCAAAAUAUUUAAUGCCACGGUGGAUAGUCCAGAACCCAUAGAGAAUCGACAACAAAGUAAAGCUAUUACGGACCCUACAAUUUCGCGACGGUUGUCCACAACUAUAGAUCGUACAGCAGGAAUGGUCGGUCGAAGUAAUCCCCGACAAAAGAAUGCCACAAUUUCAAAAGUUGACGACCCAGUUGGUAACUUUCGGCUGUCUAUUGACGAAUCUGUAGUUUCAGCAUUAUUGGACUGUGCCUAUGCCGACGUUAAACAUGAAGUGUUAGGCUACCUAGGUGGAACAUGUGAUGUAGAUCGAUCGGAUAAUACUAUCGUUUGUCGUGUCGGUCAAUUCAUAGCAUCGGAAAGAAUUGUUACUUCAUUGUUGACUGAUGAAGUGCAAGAAAUACCCAAUUCACGUGAGGAUGCCAUAAAAUUUUUCGAGGAGAACAAUUUAGAGUUUAUUGGAUGGUAUCGAAGUAAUUUUCAGUCAAAUUUAAAUUCAAUUCCUACCCAAUCUGAUAUUUUAAAGCAAACUUCAAUACAAUCGAAGUUUCCGAAUAGUGCUGGAGUUAUUGUCAAUAUAUCUGCCACAUCUUGUCCUUCGAUUGGUUCAAAGGGAACAAACGUAACUGGAUUAGUUAAUUCAAUAAGCGUUUUUAGAACGCUUGAAUCGCCUUAUACAAAUGGUGAUAUUAAUAAUUCAUUACUAAAUAACAAGACGAAAAAUGGUAAAAUAUGGAAAGGCAAGGGGAAAGCGAAUUUAAAGGCCAACAAAGUGUCAUUUACUGUAAAUCGACAAAUGUAUAUGUGUCCAAGUGUUAUGCAACAAUUAAGUUGCGCAUUGAUGACAGUUCUUCGAGAAACAAGACAGACCUAUGCUGGACAAGUUCUAGAAUGUGAGAAUAGGAAUGGUCAACGAAUAUUUGUUGAUUCACAUUAUGAAUCUUUUUUAAUGAAUUUCUUAAGGAAAAGUGCUCUGCAGGUUAGAAUUUUUUGGAGAAUCUAAGAAACUAUUAAAUUUUUAUUUUAUUUUAAUUUGCUAAUUUAAAUAUAAUUUUUAUCGUAGUUUGAUAGGUCAAUAGAUCAAGAUUUCA
Messenger RNA from Rhizophagus irregularis DAOM 181602=DAOM 197198, 1617 nucleotides. Lineage: Eukaryota; Fungi; Glomeromycota; Glomeromycetes; Glomerales; Glomeraceae. The record is from RefSeq and is a predicted model, not a curated record.